AUGCAGAGCAUCAAUCCUGCGACUGUCGAGGAGACCCAAACGGUUCCGCCUCCAGCCGCUGCGGGCGUCGUUUCGCCUGAGCUGACCUCAGCGGUGAAAACCGAGCCGCCGGCUGCAGAAGCAGCGGCCGACCAGCAGCCCGCCGCUUCUGCUUCCUCGCCGGCUGUCGAUGCCUCCCUGACUGUCGGAGAGAAACUGGGGCGUCUGCUGCGCCCAGAACAAAUACAUUACCUUAGGGAAAAUGUGAUCAUGUCAAAAAAGUCUUACUCCCUUUACACGAGGCUAGUAUUAUUGAGCAACCUGCCAAAGUACCACGAUGGCUGCUACACCGAGAACGGCAUCGUCAACCUGCUUCACGAGUUUGGAUUUUAUUACAAAGACACAAACAUCUACGUGAUUCCUCAGGCGUGCAUGGCGUUCGUCCUCAUGCCCAGUUUUAGAUGUGCCAAACAGGUUUUCAUGGCUUCCAAAAACGAUUCCUUGACUCUAAAUGGAUCUAAACUCUCUGUACGGAUUAUUACCAGCAAGAUCUUCAUGGAGCCUUUUGAGUUUUAUAAAUCUCUGAUGGACCUGGUCGGUUUUGUAAGUACCUUCAACCUUUCUUCCUAAGCUCAUCCCAGCCUGUGCUGUCAUACCGUAUUUAUUCAGA
Fundulus heteroclitus (mummichog) is the source of this 649-nucleotide messenger RNA. RefSeq lists its product as uncharacterized. The record is from RefSeq and is a predicted model, not a curated record. Lineage: Eukaryota; Metazoa; Chordata; Actinopteri; Cyprinodontiformes; Fundulidae. The transcript has 6 exons. The coding region runs from base 1 to 609 and encodes 202 amino acids. Gene Ontology annotation, molecular function: nucleic acid binding.